Molecule: messenger RNA, 2087 nt
Organism: Paramisgurnus dabryanus
Lineage: Eukaryota; Metazoa; Chordata; Actinopteri; Cypriniformes; Cobitidae
Gene: cabp7b
Product: calcium binding protein 7b
Cellular component (GO): trans-Golgi network membrane
Molecular function (GO): calcium ion binding
Source: RefSeq, a predicted model, not a curated record
UGGCAUCAGGCGCGCACUCAGAGAUGAGACCUCACAGAGGACGCAGCACAGCAGCAGAGAUUUCUUGGAUUUCAUCUUGAAUUUAUUCAUAUACAGUCAGUAUGUAGUCUUUUUUUAGUAAACUGGCACGUUGUUUGUCGAUAUGAAAUUUAUGGAAUAGUCGCCAUUAAUCUUAUUAUUAUUUAUCUGUAUAUCAAAUGGACUGAAAUGAUUCAAAUCAAGCUCGAAAUCGCGGUGACUGCAAUGUGUCAUUUCUGUUGAUUUCUGCAACUCGAGACCGCUCGACUACCUGUAGGAUUGCAUAGAGAGCGUAAGGGAGCUGAAGCCCAGGAGGUAAUGCGCAUCAUAAUACGAUUUGUUUUUGUGAACAUUCCUCUUCUGCACCUUUAUAACCGAUAAACACCUGACUAACAUACGCUUAUGGAACCGCUGUAAUCUGAAGGAGAGACGACACCACGUUGUUUUUGAAGAGGCGUUGGGAUGCUCCACAUUUAUCCUUCAAAUCCAAUUGAAGAUGCCCAGAAAACGGGGACAUUUCCAGCCAUAUACGACACAUCAAGAUCCGUUUGAACGCCGACAGUUGAAUGGUUCGCAUUUAUGUACCAUUUAUCCGAAUGCAUUCGUGACAGCAAUAGUUAAUGAAGCUGAUGCAAAACGGUGUGCAAUCUGUCGGGUGAUCGUUUUUGCAUGAGUGUGCACAUGAGUGACUAAUCGCACCUGAAACCAAAAUAACAGAUGAGGAAGAUGAAUGAAACAGGCGUUUUGAAUUCAUUUUGCUUUGAGCUUCCAACAAGCGCUCUGCUGUAGUAAAGUUGCAGUGGCCAAACUACAGCGGUGCUUUAUGAAGAUCAGUAUCAAAGUGCUGAUUUGCCCUCGCAGAGAUGCCCGUGCGUGCCGUGACUUCCAGGUUCAUGUACAGGGGACUUUGUUCAAUUCCAGAUAUCCUCUCUUACAGAGCUCCGAUCAGCCUCCCAGAGGAUGAAGUGGAGGAGAUCCGUGAAGCCUUCAAGGUGUUUGAUCGUGACGGGAAUGGAUUCAUCUCAAAACAGGAGUUGGGAAUUGCCAUGCGGUCUCUUGGUUACAUGCCAAAUGAGGUGGAGCUGGAAGUGAUCAGUCAAAGACUGGAUAUGGAUGGUGAUGGUCAAGUUGAUUUUGAGGAGUUUGUAACACUUCUUGGGCCAAAGCUGGCAUCUGCUGGUAUGCCUGAUAGGUUCCACGGAGCUGAGUUUGACUCCAUAUUCUGGAAGUGUGACAUGCAAAAGCUGACUGUGGAUGAGCUCAAGAGACUCUUGUACGACACAUUCUGUGACCAUUUGACAAUGAAAGACAUCGAGAACAUUAUCAUGACAGAGGAGAGUCACUUAAACAGCCCCGAGUGCCAAGUAGAUAUCGAUACAAGCCCCAUGCAGCAAGUCAAGCACACGUGUGUGCGCAAGAGCUUGAUUUGUGCCUUUGCUAUCGCAUUUAUCAUCAGCGUCAUGCUCAUCGCAGCCAAUCAGAUGCUUCGAAGAGGGAUGCAGUGACUGGUUCUGUUUCUAAAACAGCUGACUGGCAACAGUCAGGCAGAAGAACAACAUCCCAAAAGCCCAAAACAAUUGACCCACUCUGUGCAAACUACAUAAAAUCAUCCCACAUAAUGUGAAAAUUAAAGGGAAAUCAGUGGGUGAAAUCAAACUUUGAUGCUCUUAAUCUCAUUAUUAGAUUAUGAGACUUUAGCCUGGAUUUUGUAGAUGGGGUCACAAUUCAGUUUAAAUGUGUCAAUUAUGUUUGUGUAGAAAUAAGAGUAGGAAGACUGAUUAAUUAAUAUUGGGAUAAAUACUAUUAAAUGUUUUCUAUUAGUUUAUGUUACUAAGCAGAAACAAUAUUCAUCUGUUAUAACACAGAACAUGACUUAUUUUAUUGUAUAGUUAUAAUCUACCUUCUUUUUAAAUAAUGUAUAAAUGCCAUAUUAGGGCCUUUGUGGACAUGAAAUAUUUCUCCUAUUUUUAAAGCCUGUGUAAAGUCAUUCGAGAAUUGUUUCUAAACACAUGAUAAAUGUUAGUAGUGUAUUGCUGAAAGAGUACAAAGUUGAAACAGUUUUCCCCACA